GCUAUUGCCAAUUGCUGGCCUCUUUUCCCCGGCGAGCAGAAAACCAGAGGGGGGAGAGAGAGAGAGAGAGAAUGGGAGUGAAGAGUCUGGAAGGAGAGAAGGUGAUAUUGGUACCGUACAUGAAGGAGCACGUUGCAAAGUACCACGAGUGGAUGCAAGAUCCAGCCCUCUUACAAGCCACCGGAUCGGAGCCCCUUUCCCUCCAAGAGGAGUACCAGAUGCAGCUCUCCUGGACCCAGGAUCCCCACAAGCAGACUUUCAUUGUCUUGGAUAAGGAAUUGGUGGCUGGAGAGUUCAUCCAUGGGCAUGCCCAUGUUGAAGCCAUGGUUGGUGAUGUGAAUAUAUACAUGAAUGACUUAGAUGAUUCUGAAAUGGCAGAGAUUGAAAUAAUGAUAGCUGAGCCAAAAAGUCGUGGCAAAGGCCUUGGAAAGGAGGCAAUUUUGAUGAUGAUGAGGUUUGCAAUCGAGAAUUUUUCCAUCCAUGUAUUCCGUGCUAAAAUUGGAGAAUCAAAUGAAGCUUCUCUUAGCUUGUUCUGGAAAAUGGUCCAUCUCCUAUCCUCUGCGUGUGUGUGGAUUUAAGGAGGUUUCUUACAGCGAAAUCUUUAAAGAGGUAACAUUGGAGUUACUAAUAACAAAGCUGAAGCUUGAGGAGCUGCAGAAAUUAACCAGUAAUAUGGUUACACAUGAAUAGCCAUGCCCUUUUGGGUUUUUUCCCCCCAUUGUAUCUAUUUUCUUAAAAGACCCUUCUGUUUAGUCCUAGUUCUAGGGGGAACCUAUGAAAUUUUGUUCAUUAAGGUCAGACAAUGUUUAAGUUGGCCAGCACCAAAAAUCUACAGUGAUUUUGGGAAUA
This is a messenger RNA of Diospyros lotus (date-plum), 849 nucleotides long. RefSeq lists its product as uncharacterized. Lineage: Eukaryota; Viridiplantae; Streptophyta; Magnoliopsida; Ericales; Ebenaceae. The coding region runs from base 72 to 578 and encodes 168 amino acids. The transcript has 6 exons. Gene Ontology annotation, molecular function: N-acetyltransferase activity. The record is from RefSeq and is a predicted model, not a curated record. Gene Ontology annotation, biological process: protein acetylation.